Messenger RNA from Anopheles coustani, 1350 nucleotides. RefSeq names its product retinaldehyde-binding protein 1-like. Gene Ontology annotation, cellular component: membrane. The coding region runs from base 100 to 1020 and encodes 306 amino acids. The transcript has 7 exons. NCBI's taxonomy places the organism in Eukaryota, Metazoa, Arthropoda, Insecta, Diptera, Culicidae. Gene Ontology annotation, molecular function: phosphatidylinositol bisphosphate binding. The record is from RefSeq and is a predicted model, not a curated record.
AUACAUCUUGUUGACAGUAAAAACCGUCCCGUCGUUAAUAAAACAGUUUUCAUUCAACAGGCUAUUGAAGAACAUCUCCGCCUCAGGACGACUUCCACUAUGGCGCUACGUUUGGACGAACUAAAACCACCAUGUGUCGAUUUUGGCAACGGAGUCGUGAUAUCGUUCGAUCAGGAAGAGUACACCGACGAAUCGGCCAAACAAACGGCCGCCAAAGAGCUGCGCGAAACGCCGGAGGUUGUGUCCGCGGCCAUUCAGGAGCUUCGCGAGCUGAUUCGGCAGGAAAAAGGGCUGCACUUGCCGUUGGAAAAUGAAUCCCUCUUGGUUCGGUUUUUGCGACCGAAAAAGUAUUACUCCGACAGUGCCUUUGAGAUGAUGAAAGCAUUCUAUAAAAUGAAAUCUAGGGAAAACUUUAUCCUAGACCGCUUGUCAACAGAAUCGAUCCGGAAUGCACUCGAGGAUCGAGUCGUGCAGAUUCUUCCAAAACACGAUCAGCAUGGUCGUCGCAUUGUCUUCAUGGAGAUGGGAGCCAAAUGGAACUGCUCGAAAGUACCCUCGUUGGAAGUGAUUCGUGCAACCAACAUGCUGAUGGAAGCGAUCGGACGGGAACCCCGAACGCAACUGCAUGGAAUUGUUUUCAUCAUUAACUUCGACAAACUGUCGCUCUCGCACAUCGGCCAGUUUCCUCCAAAGUUCGUCAAGACGAUCGUUGACCACGGUCAGAAGAACUCUCCCUAUCGCAUCAAAGGUAUUCACAUCGUGAACAACGCUCGGAUGUUCAAUAUCAUGUUUAAAAUAUUCAAACCCUUCCUCGGCAAGAAGUGGAGCCAACGGAUAUUUCUUCACGGCGUCGAUUUGAAGUCGCUUCACGAACACAUCGACGCAAGCUGUCUGCCCUCGUUUCUUGGCGGAACCUACGAGCUUCCAGAAUACGAAGGAGCGGUCGUCGGGCAGUUGUUGGAUUGCUAUAAGGACAAAUUGGAUGAAGAAGAUAAGUACGGAUAUGUUCAGGACUCUUAAAGAGAAGAUAGUGAAGAGCAAAGCCAUGACGUUUGAUAAAAUCAUUCAUUUAUUGAUACACACUCUUAUCUUAAGUUUAGACAUUUUAAAAGAAGAUCUUAAAUAAAGGAUACCAUACCAUUUGAUAUAAAUAAAAGCUCAUAAAAGUUUUCGCAAUUUUACACCCAUUAUUAUCUUUAUCUUAUCAUUUGUUUUUGUUUCUAGGUUAUGUUUAAUAUUGCGUCUGAUGCCCUGGAAUUGAUUACUUAAUGAACCUAAAAGUAAACUUUUGAUUAACAAGUAGUCAGGAAUUUGUUUAGCUCCGUGAAUGUUUGCAUCAACCUCAACAAC